CCGGGCGGGCGGGCUGGCGGCGGGCGGCGGGGGGGACUUGUUGUUCUCCGCGAGGUCGGAGCCCGAGCGCUCGGCGGAGGCGGCGGCCAACGGGAAGCGGGAGACUGAGCGUGAGGAGAGCGCGUGCCCGCGAGGAGCCGCCGCGCGCCCGCGCCCCCCGCGCGACGCCAGCUACCAUUUCCAGGUGGUUCUGUCCGGGUGACUGUGCCCAGGUUAUGACGACUAAUCCCAAAGCGAACAAGGCGUUGAAGGUCAAGAAGGAGGCGGGCGAGAACGCCGCAGCGCUCAGCGACGAUGAGCUGGUGUCCAUGUCGGUGCGGGAGCUGAACCAGCACCUGCGGGGCCUCACGCGCGAGGAGGUCGUGCGCCUGAAGCAGCGGCGCCGCACCCUCAAGAACCGCGGCUACGCGGCCAGCUGCCGCAUCAAGCGCGUGACGCAGAAGGAGGAGCUGGAGCGCCAGCGCGUGGAGCUGCAGCAGGAGGUGGAGAAGCUAGCCCGCGAGAACAGCAGCAUGCGGCUCGAGCUGGACGCCCUGCGCUCCAAGUACGAGGCGCUGCAGACCUUCGCCCGCACCGUGGCCCGCGGCCCUGUCGCGCCCACCAAGGUGGCCACCACCAGCGUCAUCACCAUCGUCAAGUCCGCCGAGAUGGCCGCCUCCGCCUCCGUGCCCUUCUCGGCCGCCUCCUAGUGCCCGCCCGGCCGAGGGGCGCGGUCCCGCGGAGAGUGGACCCUGUGGACUCCUGUGGGCCGGCAGGCGGGAACAGAGGGCGUUCCGCGCGCCGCCCGCCCUGCACACGCGCACGCGCACGCGCACCGCACGCCCCGCCUGCCCCGGGCUCCGCCGCCCACUCCGGGCCGUCUCCCGCUUCCGGCUGCCUCCCGGGCACUCUGUCUGGCGCCGGCAGGGGCAGGGUGUGUGGACGAAGGCUCUCAGGUGGCCCCCGGCCCAGACGUCUUCCACCCCUCCCUCGAGCUGCUCGUCUGCACGCGGCAGCGUGUCCACACCCCGCACGGGCCAGCACCCCUUCAACACGCCGACUGCGCCUGGGCGCCCGGGAGGAACCGCCCCCUGCGGGGUCCAAACACUGUGACCCUGCUGCAGCCUUGGCCAGCGGCCCAGACCCCCUGAGUGGGCGGAGGAAGGGCUGAGCGCGUGCGCCAGGGUGUGCCAGCCUGCACACACCUGUGCCUGUGAACAUGCGCACACGUGUACCUGCCGUCCUGCCGGGCGCCAGCCGCUCUGGGGGCCUCCGGGAGCGGGAGCGGCUUGUUCCUGGGGCACGUGCAAGCUUUGGGUUUCCUCUCCCUGUCGGGUGACCCAGGGGCGGUCCCCAGCGAGGAGCAGCAGCCGCCUGGCCAGGAGAGGGGAGCCCUGGGGGCAGGCGGGGGGGGGCACAUUCUGUGGGGAGCAGGUGUGAAGUUGGCAGUAGCCGAGGUCCUGCUGGAUGAGAUGGAAAGCAGGGAGGAGGGUGGGUUGGAGGACGAGGAGUGUUGAUGGUGGGGGAAGGUGAGGACGGGGGUGGGGUGGGCGCUGGGCUGGGGAGGCCGCAAGGACCUGCCUCCCGGGGCACUCGGAUGGUCGGCCAGAAGACAUGGGACUCUAUCACCUUGGUGCUUAAUCGUUGCCUGGAACCUUCAUCCAUUCUUCCUUCUUGGCACUCAGAGCCACUGAUGAUCCGGUGGCCUUCCCUAGGUGUGGCCAGGCUUGGCCGCCCCUUCCUGCCCUUCUUGGGAAAGGGCUGGGCUGAGAGGCGGGUGGUAGGUGGGCGGUGAGCCCCAAGCCCCCCGCAGGCCAGAAGCCCUGAGCUCCAGCUCUGGCUCCUCGGCUUGCUUCCCACCGUUAGCCCACCUGGGAGGAGGAGGUGGCGUGUGGGAAGGGCAGAGGGCCCCAAGGGCUGCAGACAGAAAGCGUCCCCUUGUCUGGGGGGAGGCGCAGCCUCGGGGACGUCUGGGUCCCUUCAGAGCCAGGCGGGCGUGUAGAGAAGCUGUCCAUACCAUAGCCAUGGUAGGUAAUCCACAUUGGAUAUCAAUAAGGACCAUGGGGAUAUUUAAAAGAGAGAAAAGUAUAUAUAUAUAUAAAAUUAUACACAUUUUACCGUGCAGAUUUUCGUACCUUUUCUUCCUAUUUGAUACUGUAAAUCUCUAUAGAGCAGAGCUCCCUGGUAGUGCGGGUGGGGGAGACCCCCUCCCACGCCUGGCCUCUCAAGUCGGCCGCCCACCGCCCUGUGCUGCCCUCGGGCCUCCGACCAGGCCUGGGAGACCCGUGUGCCCCCUCCUCCUUUCAGAGCGCUGGAGUUUCAUUGUCACAGUUUUAAUAUAUGGGUUUUUUUUAUUUAAGAAGACAGCCCCGUCCCCCUGUUCCCGGGCGACAGGGCCCUGCGCGUCAGCUCCACCCCCGUCUCCCACACCUCCGGCCACUCAGCAGUUUCAUUUCAAUAUUUAUUUUUGUGCUGCUUUUAUCAUGAUAUAAAUUAUUGAGAAGAGACCCUAUGUUGUGGCCCCGAGGUGCGAAGCGGCCCACCCGGCCGGCCACACCUAAUUUAUUGCUGUACAUCUCUGCUGUGACGCUUUUGUACCUUUCAAUAAAGAGUUUUCUGGUUUCA
Dama dama (fallow deer) is the source of this 2604-nucleotide messenger RNA. It is a transcript of the gene MAFK, whose product is annotated as MAF bZIP transcription factor K. The record is from RefSeq and is a predicted model, not a curated record. Bases 216 to 689 code for a protein of 157 amino acids. Gene Ontology annotation, biological process: regulation of transcription by RNA polymerase II. Gene Ontology annotation, cellular component: nucleus. NCBI's taxonomy places the organism in Eukaryota, Metazoa, Chordata, Mammalia, Artiodactyla, Cervidae. The transcript has 3 exons. Gene Ontology annotation, molecular function: RNA polymerase II cis-regulatory region sequence-specific DNA binding; DNA-binding transcription factor activity, RNA polymerase II-specific.